AUGAAUCGUGGACUCGAUGCCGAAACACUCCACUUGGUGCAUAUAAUGAACAACCUUCCGCUUAUACGUGGUUCAACGCCGCCUCCAGUUGAUCCGCGAAUGGAACAUCCGCCAAACCCUCAUAUUCAUCCACAAGCCCUUAUUCCAAAUCAAAUUUUAAAUGAUUAUCCGCCGAACGAUGAUCUCCUUCCAUACUCGGCUGCAUCGAUCUACGACUUUCUCGAGCAUUUCACAUUGAGGGCUGCGAAGCGAUUUGAGGAUCAGCCGCGAUUCUUAUUCGAUUAUGAAUCAUUAGAGGUUUUGAACCAGCACAUUACAAAGCGUCCGAUGGUAUGGACGACGAGCCUUCAAGUUCCGAGAGUAUUCGCUAUUUAUCGCAUUAUCGAUUGCACUGAAACUGGCGAUUACAUUCUGGCGCUCAUUUUCAAUGAUUAUUUUUCGAAUCCGGAAUCGUUCCAGUUCGUGAGAAUCACCACAACAAGCAUUGAUGUGAUGAAUCCGGGAUAUCCGGCAAAUCGAAACUUGUUGAUUGGUGAUACGGUUGUCGUUUACAAAUUGCAUGAGAUGCCACUCACCUACACGCCGAAAGAAAGCAACAGCAUUAGAUUGAGAAGAGGACAGUUUGUUGUGAGAUAUGCGGUUUAUAUGUACCACUGCCUUCCACGCACUUUUCAUCAGGACGUCUACUUCACGAUUGAAAAGACCCGCACCGAAAGAAGCAUCGCCAUCGUUCUUGGAUAUCCCGGCGAAUGCGAUCUUUUGCCAGAGAUUGAACGCUUCGUAACAAAUAAUGAACAAGUGUUCCAAGGCGACGUAUUUGUUCCAUAUGGGACAUUCUUCAACAUACAGCGCUAUGUUCCAGAUGCUAACAACGAGAUUUACUACUUGAAGACAGACUUCGUUAGCACAGUGCAAAAAUAUCAUCGCGCGAAUCCGGUGAUAAUCUCAUGCUGCCCGUCGCCAACCGAAAUUCAGAAUUAUAUAAUGAUGGGAUCAAGAGCCUUCAUUAAUUAUUCAAGUUCAUACGAUGCAUUGAAGUCGAUUUCUCAUAUGAUGUGCUGGUCGUCGUGCGGAAUGGCGGCAUUUUACGAUGAAAAAUUGAGCAAUCGCGUAUUCAAAGCGACAAUGUGCCGUGAGCCCGCCGAUAGUUUCGAUACAAUUGCGAGACUUCAUCUCACGUGUCACGACCAAUUCGUCGCCUCGAUUCCAGAGGGAUUCCCGGUUGUUAUUCAUGCACUUCAAGGCGGAUCCGCAUGCGGUUACGUGUUUCGAAGCCUUUUGGCCAAGAGAAUUUUGGUGAAAAUUUGUGACGGCUUGCCGGACACACUUCCACGCGAUUUCUACCUCGACAAACCGAUUUGCGUGACAUUCUACAAACGCAAACACUAUGACGUGGAUCCAAUCGUUGAUGUAUUGAACAGCACCGCAGUGAUGAGCAUUUCGAGCCGAACCGAAUCAUUCAAGAUUCUUCAAGCUUUACAUAGCGAUGAUACGUUCGCCACUCCACUGGAUGAAAGGAAUGCGUUCUUCGCAAUAAUGUCGGAAUCGAAAAUUCUUCAUCUCACCAGCGAGGAAGCAACAUACAUUGCUGCAUUCAACCCAACAUUCCACAAACCUCCUAGGCCGAUAACAUUCCCGCCACUCCCGAACGGAACUUUUAGAAGCUAUUCAAGCCAUUUCCAAGCCGCAUAUCGAGCAAUUAGAUCAAUUCAUACAUUGGUUGCAGUCGAUUGCCCCUCGAUCACCGAUGAGGCUCUAUCGAUGUACAUCGCGGGAACGUAUCUUUCGCGUGAGCGUCUUUCGAUCUGCAUUGGCGUCGAUGAAUUCAAGGUGAAGCAAUUGUUGAAGUCGUUCAAGGAUAAUUUUAAUGGAGAGGGAGUUGUACGAAUGCUCGACCGAGAUGAAUGGGAAAUUCUGCCAGACGACGAGAAAACUGAAUUCGAUCUACCAGGCAUCAUGGAGGAGGUCAUCAGAGAUUAUACAUUCUCUCGAGAAGAAUUCUACUUGCAAUUGGAACGCGACAAUGAAUUCUAUCCGGAUCAGGACGAUGACUAUUUCGCUGCCGGUGUCUCAUAUUGCAAGACGAACGGGCUUGGAUUUUGUCCAACAUCGAAAAUGGGCAAAGCAUUUUAUCAAGCUGGUCCUGUCUCUAAUGAUGCCAUUAUGACAUUGUUUAUGCAUUUACAUAAGCCGAAGCUGUUUGUUGGCACCGCGAGCGACACCAUCGGAAUGUUCAAAACAUUGAUGUAUGUGUUGAAGCCAAAAGUGGAACUCGUUCAAAUCGCCGGCAUUCCACAAAUGAAAAUGACCGAUUUUGUCGCCAUCUUGGCGACGUUGCCAAAUGCCCGAUAUGGCAUUUUCGGUGAUAUCAAUACCAAAACGAUUUUCAAUUGUGACCGCACCACGGAGAGAUUGGAUCGAUAUGUCAGAAGAAAUAUUUUGCGCGAGAUCGUUGACGGUGAAAAAUUCCCGGUGCUCAAGUACGAGAAAAAGCGACGUUUGUUGGAUUUUCUUGUCGACGAAGGGGAUGCUGAGCUGCUCCAAGUUGAAGACAUUCUUUAG
Molecule: messenger RNA, 2562 nt
Organism: Caenorhabditis bovis
Lineage: Eukaryota; Metazoa; Nematoda; Chromadorea; Rhabditida; Rhabditidae
Source: the annotation of a GenBank genome assembly